Molecule: messenger RNA, 2226 nt
Organism: Cryptosporidium muris RN66
Lineage: Eukaryota; Apicomplexa; Conoidasida; Eucoccidiorida; Cryptosporidiidae
Product: kinesin motor domain-containing protein
Exons: 1
Coding region: 1-2226 (741 amino acids)
Biological process (GO): microtubule-based movement
Cellular component (GO): microtubule; kinesin complex
Molecular function (GO): ATP binding; microtubule motor activity; microtubule binding
Source: RefSeq, a predicted model, not a curated record
AUGCUGAUAAACGGCCGUCAUGGAACUGGUGAGAACAUACACUCUAAUAAUAAGACAGCAUAUAACCAUACUAAUAUUUCUAAUAAGUAUCUGAAAAAAGAAAUGACUAAUUUAAACUCUAGAGAAAGUAUGUCAGGUAACUUACUUCUACCAAAUUCAAAUAAAAUUCAUUUACUGAGGGAAAAUGUACGUGUAGUAGUUCGUGUUCGUCCAAUAUUAAGUGAUUCCGAAUCUCCAGUAUCUUGCAUAGGUAUUGAUGAUACUAAUAAGAAACAGUUAAUAUUAGAGGAUCCACGCCAUCGUGGAUUACCUAAGAAGUAUGAAUUUGACGAAAUAUACAAUGUAGAUGAAACAACAAACGACAUUUAUGAAAAUGAAAUCAAGAAUUUUAUAGCACCUUUACUCGUUGAUUGCUCUUGUAUAAAUGUCUUUGCAUUUGGUAGUUCUGGUACUGGUAAAACAUACACUAUGCAUGGUGAUAAAGAUGAGUGUGGUAUAGUUGGGCUGACUAUAAAGGAAUUACUAAGGAAUAAUGAGAAACUGGAGAAUCCAGGGAAAUUCUCAUUUUCAUUUUUCGAAAUAUAUUGCGAGAAAGUAAGAGAUUUACUAGUUUGUGAGAAAUUAGUUAAUAACACUAAAGGUAAUAAUCAAACUGUUUCAAUAAGAACAGAUAUAUGUGGUAGAGUACGUGUAGUUGGGGCUAGUACUGUAGAAUUUAAUUGCUGGGAUGAAUUUAACACAAAAUACAUAGAAGCAUUAAGGCGUAGAGUAUCUGGGAAAACAGCUGUAAAUAGUAGUAGCAGCAGAAGUCAUGCAUGCAUCCAAAUAAAUUUUAUUCCUCAUGUAAUAAUUGCAAAUAAGGAUAGAGAUAAGCAAGGUAUUGUUGAAGAUGAUACGGUUGAGAAUCGACGAAGAAGAGGGAGUAUAUCCUUUCAUGCUAAACCAAAGGUUUCAGUAAAUACUCAACGUACAAUUGUUAAUUUAAUUGAUCUGUCUGGUUUUGAAAAUAAUCGUGUAACUAAUAAUACAGGGAGGAGAAUGACUGAAAGUACAUUUAUUAAUUCGUCAUUGUUAGCCUUAAGUAAAGUGAUUAAUGCUUUAAAGAAAAAUGAUGGUACUCAAAUGUCUCAGAGCUGUAUACCAUAUAGAGAAAGUAAAUUGACCAGAUUACUUCAGGAAUAUUUAGGUGGUGGUGCAGAUCCACCCUACUCUCCGUACUGUUUGAGAUGUAUCAUGCUUUGUACUAUUUCACCGUCAGUUACAUACUUUCAUCAAACAUAUGCAACAUUAAAUACUCCCAGUUAUGGCAGCACAGCUUUAAUGAGGAAAUAUAUUGGGAUUGCCAGUUCUAGGCUUAUUGGGAGAGAUAAUUUGGGUGGAGUUGAUUUACAUGAGGUAUCUAAAUCUACAAAAAUUGGUGUAAAUUUGAAUUCUAACCUAUCAAAUUCUAAUAUUAAUGGUUCAAUACUUAAAGGUAAAGUUCCAAAUCUCUCAGUUCUAUCUAUUGCUGGUUCGAAAAUAUCAAAGUCAAAGGAUUUAAGUACUAAUAAAUCUUUAGUGAAGGUUUCGAAUAGCUCUUGUAAUACUUAUAGUAAUGUUGAAAGUCGGGUUGCUCAGAUCAUUAGAGGUAACAAAUCUAAGUUGUUGGCAAAAUCUGGAACUAUUAAUCAAUCAUCUUCAUUGAUAUCUAAUAAGGAAGUAGUAGAAGUAUCAGGAUCGGUUAAUAGUGUGAGUACUGUUGGACUUGAUGGGAAUAUUUUAUGUGGCAAGAGCACUAAUGUGACAGUAGAGGAUAUAGAUAGCAAAGAAAAUAAGAAGUUGCCAGUUCAAAGUGAUUUAUGUUUAGCUGUAGAGCUUAAGCUGAAUAAGAUCUGUUUGGAGGAUCUUGAAGCUAUAGGAACUAAUGCACCAUACACUAAAAGUGAUGGAUCCGGACCUGAGGAUGAGAAGAUACAUUCUAAGGAAAAUAUCGAAGCCGAUACAGCUAAAUUUUGGAAAAAGGAUGAUAUGGGGGAAUCUGAAUCUGAAAGGCAAAGUCAAGAGGAAAAUAUUACCCAUAUUGAGAAUAAGCGUCGUCGUGGGAAAGUGAGGAAGACUCGGAAAGGUGAUAAUGACGAAGAAAAGACUCUGGAAAGUGCAAUUGUAACCAGACGUUCACGCAAAGCAAAAGUUACACUAUUAAGCCCUAGUUUUCCAGCUACAAGGUCGGCUACAAAGAAUAAAUGA